GAUGAUGAUGAUGAUAUGGAAGAAAAAAAAAUAGGGAAAAUCACUGGAAGAGAAAAAGAAAGGAUGGAAAAAAGGAAAAGGCAGUGUAUAGAUUAGGCAGUCACUGCCCACCAUCCAUCGAAGAUAAAGCAAUGUCGUAAAACAAAAGUUUCAAACAUUUCUUUUAUUCUUUGCUGUUACCAAAACAGAGAAGGAAGAACAACAGAACAGAGCAAAUCAAACAAAAAAAAGAAAAGAAGAAGAAGUAGCUAUGGCUCUUAGAAUGUGGGCUUCUUCUACUGCUAAUGCACUCAAACUCUCUUCUUCAUCUAAAACCCAUCUCUCUCCUUCAUUCUCUCUCUCCAGAUGCUUCUCUACUGUUUUGGAUGGGCUGAAGUAUGCUUCGUCACAUGAGUGGGUGAAGCAUGAAGGCUCUGUUGCUACCGUUGGCAUCACUGACCAUGCUCAGGAUCAUCUGGGAGAAGUGGUGUUUGUGGAUCUGCCAGAAUCAGGCAGUUCAGUUUCUCAAGGUAAGAGCUUUGGAGCAGUGGAGAGUGUGAAAGCAACUAGUGAUAUCAACUCCCCAAUCUCUGGUGAGAUUGUUGAAGUUAACCCGCAGCUUAAGGAAACUCCUGGUUUGAUCAAUUCAAGUCCAUAUGAAGGGGGAUGGAUGAUAAAAGUGAAGCCAAGCAAUCCAGGUGAAUUAGAUUCUUUGCUUGGUCCAAAGGAAUAUACAAAGUUUUGUGAGGAAGAAGAUGCAGCCCACUAAAGCUGAACAAACAAAUGUUUCAUCUCCAAACAGAGCUUAAGCUAAUUUCUUUUCAAAGCUGCUUGAAUUGUUGACAUAUCACAAGCUAUUUCUAUGAAGAAAGAGAGCCAAAAUAAUAAUUACAAGUCCAUUGUGAGUUGAAAUGUGCCUAAGCAUCUGAACUACAUUCUUUCUUCAAUGUUUAUUCCACUUGAAAUUAAUUGAAUUUCUAUGCCUUAUUUUUAGCCGUUAA
This is a messenger RNA of Cucumis melo (muskmelon), 980 nucleotides long. RefSeq names its product glycine cleavage system H protein, mitochondrial. The record is from RefSeq and is a predicted model, not a curated record. Gene Ontology annotation, cellular component: mitochondrion; cytoplasm; glycine cleavage complex. NCBI's taxonomy places the organism in Eukaryota, Viridiplantae, Streptophyta, Magnoliopsida, Cucurbitales, Cucurbitaceae. Bases 251 to 748 code for a protein of 165 amino acids. The transcript is spliced from 4 exons. Gene Ontology annotation, biological process: protein lipoylation; glycine decarboxylation via glycine cleavage system.